AUGACUACCGAAGGAGUUUCUGUGCAAAACCCUAUCCCAGCUCCAGCUUCCACCAGCGAACCCUCUCAGCCGGUUCAAAGCGUCGUACAUCCGAGCCAGACGGAAAGUGAACUACUCUCUGGUGAAAAUGCCAAGGCAGGUGCGAAUGUCGACAGUCUAGAGGCCCCUACUACCAAACCAUCGGUGGCACCACCUACAGAAUCUAGUAUUGGCCGAGCAGUUGCAUCCUCGGAGCCCGAAGCGCCAGUGGACGCCCAGGUACAGGUAUCCAAGGCCCAGACCCAGGGGCAAAUUCAAAACGAAGAAACGAAGGAGGAGCCUCAAACUGGCGAGAAACGUGAUCUUGACUCAACUACGACACCGGCCUCAGUCCCAACUGCAGCCUCGGUCACCGAAGACAAGAAAGAACCAGCAUCCGAAGCAACAGAAGAACCCGAGGCCAAGAAACAAAAGCUAGAUGUGAACGCCGCACCAGCUUCCGAUGCCAAUGAACCUGCAGAGUCGAGCCCGGUCGCCCCUGCUACGACAACUGCCACCCAGGAUACCAAUGGCGACUCGAAGAAAGCAGGACGUCCUAAGAAAGAGAAAGUGAAAGAGGCAAUCAAGAAAGUGAUCCCAGGUGAUGGAAUCGGAAGCCGCACUCGUAGCCGAACCAAGGCUACCUAA
Messenger RNA from Penicillium angulare, 666 nucleotides. RefSeq lists its product as uncharacterized. Lineage: Eukaryota; Fungi; Ascomycota; Eurotiomycetes; Eurotiales; Aspergillaceae. The transcript has 2 exons. The coding region runs from base 1 to 666 and encodes 221 amino acids. The record is from RefSeq and is a predicted model, not a curated record.